AUGGCUCCUAUCACCAAGACUCUCGCCCUUGCUGGCGCUUUCUUCGCCUUGACUGGCUACUCGGCUCCCGUUGCCAAACGCGCUGUCGUUUGGGAGACCGUCACUGAUAUCGUCUGGACCACCGUCGAUGUCACCACCACUGUCUACCCUCAGGCCGCUCACACUGCUACUGUCGUUCCUGUGGUCAAUGCCGUCCCUACCACCACUGCUGCCGCCGUUGUUCAAGCCCCUACCAAGGAGGUAGAGGAGGCUGCGCCGACCACUACCUCCUCCUCCUCCACCACUACCGCUGCCCCUAUCCCUGCCCCUACUGUUGAGGCUCCUGCCAAGCAGGUGGAGCAGGCUGCGCCCACCACCACCUCCACUGCCGCCGCCGCUCCCGCUCCCACCGUGGAGGCCGAGACCUCUACCACUCCCGCUCCCGUUGUAGAGGCUAAGAUCUCUUCUCCCGCUGCCCCUGCUGCCACCCGUUCCGCCAACACCGAGACAACCAACAUCGAGACCACUAGUAGCGGCCGCACCGGCGUCUGCUCCGAGGGCUCCCCUUGCGACGGCGAGAUUACCUUCUACGACACUGCCACCACCAGCACCAACCCCAGCUCUUGCGGCACCACCAACGAUGGUACCGUCGAGAACGUUCUCGCCCUUCCCCACGGUAUCAUGACCGACGGUGACUGCGGCAAGACCGUCACCAUCACAUACAAUGGCCAGACCGCCACUGGUAUUGUGGUCGACAAGUGCAUGGGUUGCGACGACGGCUCCGUCGAUUUGUCUCGUCACCUCUUCGGUCAGCUAGCCCCCAUGGGCAAGGGCCGUGUAGAUGGUGCCAAGUGGUACAUCCACUAA
Molecule: messenger RNA, 846 nt
Organism: Penicillium verrucosum
Lineage: Eukaryota; Fungi; Ascomycota; Eurotiomycetes; Eurotiales; Aspergillaceae
Product: RlpA-like double-psi beta-barrel domain-containing protein
Exons: 1
Coding region: 1-846 (281 amino acids)
Source: RefSeq, a predicted model, not a curated record